Molecule: messenger RNA, 2037 nt
Organism: Scophthalmus maximus (turbot)
Lineage: Eukaryota; Metazoa; Chordata; Actinopteri; Pleuronectiformes; Scophthalmidae
Gene: hexim1
Product: HEXIM P-TEFb complex subunit 1
Exons: 1
Coding region: 353-1471 (372 amino acids)
Biological process (GO): negative regulation of cyclin-dependent protein serine/threonine kinase activity; negative regulation of transcription by RNA polymerase II
Cellular component (GO): cytoplasm; nucleoplasm; nucleus
Molecular function (GO): 7SK snRNA binding; cyclin-dependent protein serine/threonine kinase inhibitor activity
Source: RefSeq, a predicted model, not a curated record
UUCUUCGGCAGCACACUGGACACUGUUGUGAGGGCGGAACACACUCCCCGGGUGAACGGCGACUCUGACAGCAGCGAAACAGUUAAUGGUAGUUAGCGACAGUUGCUCUGACAAAACCCUUGGAGGAGUAACAAGUGUUGUACUGUUCGCGAAGUUUACUUAAACCGUAGCGACAUUUUUUUUUUAAUUUAAACUUCAACACGCAAACUUUCUUUUAGUGACAUCGGCUCAUUCUGACAUUAAGUAUAUCUCAAGUUGUCGUUUUUUAAAUUAUUAUUUAGGCCCCGAUUCGAAAGAAUGAAGAUCAUUUUAAGAAGAAUGUGUUAAAACGAAAGCCGAGUGGAUCAUCAGGAUGACAGAACCAAUGGAGCAGCGGACCCAUCAGCACCUGAAGACUUCGGGCAGCCCGUCAGGUGGGAGCAGCGGGGACGCGCCGGAGCAUCUCCCGGUGGUCGGCGACCGCGGCGUGCCGGUGAACGGCGACAGGGGGCGGCAGAGAGAGCAGAGGCGGCGGCAGCAGCGGGCGGAGGGCUGCGGAGCAGAUAUCAACACAGACAAGUUGUGGCAAACGAGACGCGGUCAGAGGGGCGUGUGCCCCGCCUUCGUCGCCGGAAACGAGCCAUCCGAGUGCCCGAUCGGAGCUCGGCAGCACCCGAGAGCCGACGCGCGUGCGGCGGACGGCGAGCUCCACGCGCGGGCGGCGAACGGCGAGGACACGCCGCUGCAGGACACUUUGAACCAGGUGCGAGAAGAAGGGGGCUUGCUCAUCGACUCCGACACCGGCGUGGACUCGCGUCUGGGCAAGAAGAGGCACCGGCGCAGGACCACCAGGAAGCGGCGCAACUGGAAGCCCUACUACAAACUUUCGUGGGAUGAGCGGAAAGCGCUGGAGGAGAAGGAGACGGCCAGGGCGUCGCGGCUGAGGGAGGAGAUGUUCGCCAAGGGGCUCCCGGUGGCGCCGUACAACACCACGCAGUUCCUGAUGGACGAGCACGACCGCGAGGAGCCCGACCUCAACACCGAGAGCGGGGCCAAGCGGACCUCGGGCCUCGGCGUGCGCAUGGAGGACACGGGCAGCGAGGAGGACCUGUGCGACAGCAACCACCACCACGACGAAGAGGACGACGGCGACGGCAGCGGCGGCGGCGGCGGCAGCGACGGCAUCGGCAGGCCCGGCAACGCCGGCGGGGAGUUCCUCCAGAGGGACUUCUCCGAGACCUACGAGAUGUACCACGUCGAGAGCCUGCAGAACAUGACCAAGCAGGAGCUGGUGCAGGAGUACCUGGAGCUGGAGAAGUGCAUGUCCCGGCUGGAGGAGGAGAACACCCGGCUGCGGCGCGCCGCGGAGCCCCCCGGGGGCCUGACCGCGGAGAGCUCCCUGGUCCGGCUGCGCGAGCUGGAGCGGGAGCUGGAGAGACUGAGGGCGCAGAACACGGAGCUCCUGCUGCGGGCCCAGGUGGCUACCAACUAGGGGGACGCCAGCCAAGUGGGGACGAGAGGUAAAAACACAUGGGACUAUAUUGCAUUUAAGAAAAAAAAAGAAGGAAAAAAAAAAAAAGUGUCCUCAGUUUUCUGUAAAUCAUUUUUUUUUCUUGUCAUCUGGACUUUUAAGUCCUUGCAUUUGCAAUGCAAUACUUGACUUUUCUUUUUCUAUUCGGACUGUGAGGGUGUCCUGUUGUUGUUGUUGUUAUUGUUGUUGUUAUUAUUUGUUUUUCAAGAAGAAAUUUAAAUGCGUCGAAAAACAAGAGAUUCUUUUUAUAAAGAGAAUGUAUUUGACAUCACGAGGAUAUUUUGUUGGUUUAGACUUCGUAGGUAACCAUUUACAUCUACCGUUUCAUUUUUCAAUUAAAAAAACAAAACAAAACACUGUAUGUUGCGCCCCCCCCCCCCCCCCCCCCCCCCCACAGAAAAAUCUGAAUAACAAAUUACAGCUAAUUGAUUUUCAAAGACUGUUUUUACGGCAGUAAAUUCCAGAGUGGAACCAUUUUUAACAGUUGUGUUAAUAACAUUAAGUUCAAAUAAAAUUUUGAAAUUCUG